AGUACUCGCGGUAUUUUCGUUGUCGUUUCCGAUCCAUUUAAGCGGUAGCGGAGCUGAAGCAAGUCACAUUUGAGUUCGCAAGCUUCAUUCCGAUUGCGUCCAGGUUUUACGAGGACUCGAAGCUUGCUGCUCAUUCUUGUCAAGGGCUGGAUUCCCGGGAUCUGGAGCUUCUUUUUCCAGGGAGGGAGGGAGGAGGGGGAAAAGGAGUAAACUGUGAAGGCUAUUGUUCAGCUGAAUGAAGAGAGGAGGUGCAGCUGUGGGAGCGGCAGCCAUGAAUCGGAUGGCAUAGGCUGCACAUGCGGCCUUGACGACCACGGUGGUUUUUGGGAGAUUAACAGUCUCCUGUUCAAGAUCGUGGAACAUUUCCUUUUCCAUUUUCCGGUGCAUUCUCAAGAGCGAGCACUGAAGAAGUUAGAGAAGCAAGAAUUGAAACAUACUAAUUUGCAGUUAGGUGGAGGGUUCAUUUCCACGGUGAGGAAUAGACGGAAGAUCAGUACAUUUGUGCAGUAGUGCACUUGCGCUUCACCUCACGGCAGUCAGCAAAGUUACAAGUGAGGUGCCGCCAUGACGGACCAUACGAUUCAGGAUAUUACAGUGCCUUCUGGCCAGGAUGAGGCGCCGGCAUUGGAUGAGCAAGUGAAGAACAGUGAUAAGGAAAAAGACAAGGCAGAGAAGCAAAAAGAGGAGACCAAGGUCGUGCCAUUCUUCAAGCUUUUUUCGUUCGCGGAUAAAUGGGAUUACAUACUGAUGAUUGUAGGCACUAUUGGUGCAGUCGGUAAUGGUGUAUCUAUGCCUCUCAUGACGCUCAUCUUCGGCGAUCUCGUUAAUGCUUUUGGUCAGAACCAAAGUGAUCUAAGCGAGCUGGUUCGUGCGGUCUCUGAGGUUGCCGUAAAGUUUGUCUACAUCGGUAUCGGGGCUGCCGUUGCAUCAUACUUGGAAAUUACGUGCUGGAUGAUAACUGGAGAGCGUCAAGCCGCCCGCAUCAGGAGUCUGUAUCUCAAGUCUAUUCUGAGGCAAGAUAUUGCCUUCUUUGAUCAAGAAACUUCAACCGGCGAGGUGAUCAGUCGGAUGUCCGGAGAUACCAUACUUAUUCAAAAUGCAAUUGGCGAGAAGGUCGGGACUUUCAUACAGCUGCUGUUCAUGUUCCUCGCUGGCUUUGCAGUUGCAUUCGUCCAAGGCUGGAAACUGACUUUAGUAAUGGUGGCGACCAUACCUCUUCUAGCUCUUUCAGGCGGCCUUAUGGCAAUGAUGGUGUCGAAAAUGUCAGGCGCAGGCCAGGAAGCUUAUGCUGAAGCAGGCACCACCGUGGAGCAAGUCGUCAGCUCAGUCCGAACGGUGUUAUCUUACACUGGUGAGAUAAAAUCUGUGAUUGAGUAUGAUCACGCUAUCGCCAAGGCUGCUAAGUUGGGAAUAAACUCGGCAUUAGCUUCCGGUUUCGGCAUCGGCUUCGCACUUUUUGUGAUGUUCGCUAGCUAUGCGCUGGCCAUGUGGUAUGGGUCCAUACUUGUAGCUAACCACGAAUUAUCUGGAGGCAAUGUGCUCAGUGUCAUAUUUGCAGUUCUGACUGGUGGGGGGUCUUUGGGUCAAGCCUCCCCAUGCGUUCAAGCUUUCGCCUCUGGUAAAGCAGCGGCGUAUAAAAUGUUCGAAGUCAUUAAGCGCAAGCCCGUGAUUGAUGCGUACGACUUGAGCGGUGAAACGUUAAAAGCCCUCAAAGGAGACAUUGAGUUACGGAAUGUUUAUUUCACCUACCCUAGUCGUCCUGAUGUGCCCAUUUUCAAAAACUUCAACCUCUCUGUGGCUGCUGGUACUACUGUCGCAUUAGUGGGAGAAAGUGGAAGUGGCAAAUCCACAGUUGUCAGUCUUGUGGAGAGGUUUUACGAUCCUAAUCAAGGGCAAGUACUGGUAGAUGGGGUUGAUAUCAAGACCCUUCAACUGAGGUGGCUUAGGCGGCAAGUUGGUCUUGUGAGCCAGGAACCGGUAUUGUUCGGCACCUCAAUCAAGGAAAAUAUUGCAUACGCGAAGGAUGAUGCCACAGACGAGGAAGUUCAAGCAGCAGCUAGCUUGGCGAAUGCAGCCACUUUCAUCAACAAGAUGCCCAAAGGCUAUGAAACUAAAGUUGGAGAGCGAGGAAUACAGCUAUCAGGAGGUCAAAAACAGCGUAUAGCAAUUGCAAGAGCAAUACUCAAGGAUCCUAAAAUUCUGUUGUUGGACGAAGCAACCAGUGCUUUGGACGCAGAAUCCGAAUGCGUGGUUCAAGAAGCGCUCGAGAAGGUCAUGGCUGAUCGCACUACAAUUGUGGUCGCUCAUCGGCUUACAACAAUCCGUAAUGCGAAUCUCAUAGCUGUCAUUCAACGUGGUGUGGUCGUAGAAACAGGGUCACAUGAUGAACUUUUAUCCAGACCAGACGGAGCAUAUACACAACUGAUUCGUUUGCAGCAGGUUAACAAGCAGCAAGACGCUGAUAUGUAUAACGAUUUAGAUCUGGACGUAGACACUGCAGCCAUCGGCAGGUCUCUUAGCAAAGGCUCACAUGGCAGCCGCCGGCGUAGUCUUCAGCGAAAGUCACCACAUGCAUCUCGGAGGGUACAUGACCAGCUUGGAAAGAGUGGCAGAUCCGAAGGAACUGACGUUGAGUCAGGAGAUAAGGAAAACCAGAAGCGCGCUGAUACUUCUAUCUUUCGACUUGCCAAAUACAGUAAACCUGAAACUCCCCUUUUUCUGAUAGGUUCUCUCGCCGCCCUCGCAAACGGAACUUCAUUUCCAAUCUUUGGACUUCUAUUGUCAAAUAUUAUUGCUGUUUACUAUAUCACCGAACCGAAGAAAUUGAGACACGACGCGAAUUUCUGGUCCCUCAUGUACUUGGUACUGGCAAUUGGAAUAUUUAUAGUUUCCCCAAUACAAUUCUACUCAUUUGGGGUGAUCGGCCAGAAUCUUAUUCGUCGCCUCCGUAGAUUGACUUUUGAGAAGGUGUUAGGAAAUGAAGUGGCGUGGUUCGAUGAGGAUAACAACGGCAGUGGCUCUAUUGGUGCACGGCUAUCAACGGAUGCAGCAGCUGUGAAAGGCAUGAUUGCAGACACACUCUCAAUUGUCAUGCAGAAUAUCGGCAAUAUUAUCUGCGGACUAACCAUAGCAUUCAUCGCCAACUGGCAACUCUCACUUCUGGUCCUCGCCUUGGUUCCACUCUUGGGCUCACAAGGGUACUUCCAAAUGAAAAUGAUGCAAGGCUUUAGCAACGAUGCCAAGGAAGCAUACGAGGAUGCAAGUCGUGUUGCCAACGAUGCAAUCUCCAGUGUCCGCACCGUGUCGUCCUUCUGCGCACAAGAGAGAGUAGUGGCUCUGUACGAAGAGAAGUGCGAAAAGCCUCUGAAAAGUGGCAUUCGUCAAGGUUAUCUCAGUGGGACUGGCUUGGCUUUCUCCAACUUUGUCCUCUUUGCGUGCUACGCACUUGCAUUUUGGUUUGGGUCGAAGCUGGUGCAGCAAGAUAAAGCUAGUUUCGAAGAUGUCUUCAAGGUCUUCUUUGCCAUCACGAUGAGUGCUUUCGGUGUCUCACAGGGCGCCAGUUUAACACCUGAUCUAAGCAAAACGAAGCUCGCUGUGAAUUCCAUUUUUGAACUGCUCGAUCGAAAAUCACUCAUUGACCCCUACAAUACUUCUGGGAAGACGUUAAUGCCACUAAAAGGGGACAUUGAGCUCCGAAAUAUCAGCUUCACUUAUCCCUCCAGACCCACGAUACCCAUAUUCAAGGACUUGAGCCUCACUGUGCCCGCUGGCAAGACUGUGGCACUUGUUGGCGAGUCGGGUUCGGGCAAGAGCACAGUGAUUUCGCUACUCGAGCGCUUCUACGACGUGGAUAGCGGCUCCAUCCUGCUUGAUGGUGUCGAUAUUACGCAGUUGCAAAUUCGUUGGCUAAGACAGAAAAUCGGGCUUGUGAGCCAGGAACCCGUCCUCUUCAACACUUCUAUAAAAGCAAACAUCAUAUACGGAAGGGAUGAUGAUGUCACAGAGACAGAAAUAGAGUCUGCUGCUAAAGCCUCGAACUGUCACAAAUUCAUCGUGGGCUUACCUGAGGGUUUCAAUACGACCGUUGGAGAGCGUGGGGUUCAGCUUUCAGGAGGACAAAAGCAGAGAGUGGCCAUUGCGAGGGCGAUCGUCAAGGAUCCCCGAAUCCUGCUGCUGGAUGAGGCCACCAGUGCGCUGGACGCUGAAUCAGAACACGUCGUGCAAGAGGCUCUUGACCGCAUCAUGGUGAACCGGACUACCAUUGUUGUUGCUCAUCGUCUCUCCACCAUCCGCAACGCUGAUGUAAUUGCUGUGGUUAAAAACGGAUCCAUCGUUGAGCAAGGAAAACACGACGAGCUGAUGGCGAGACAGGAUGGGGCGUAUCAUGCUCUUGUGCGGCUUCACAUGUCCUCCAAAUAAACACCUGUGGUACUCACCAUAAUUCCAAACUAACCGCCAGCGUCAAUUCGCAUGACUGCUCAUCACCAGUAUUUAGCAGAUCACGUGACCUUACAUCCUUGACCUCAAUCAAUACUCGUACAGAUUCUUUGGUGGCUCCACAAAUAUUUAUACAUGUGCACACUCACACUGGUGAGAGGCAUCUCGGUGGCUGUCUUCACUGGGUGUGUUUGAAAACCAUGAGUUGGAGUUCAGCUGUCGUAACAUAUCUCCUCAGCCUGAGAUAUCUGACAACGGCAACUUGUGCUCAGUUCACUCUAGGGAACUCGUCCACCAAACUUUUUUCGGUACCCCCACGCGACGUGGUCGUUGGCAACAGAAUUCAAGAAUAAAUGAACCCUGAAGUAACUUAAAGCUGCGGCCUCAAUACACAGACGUGGUCGUGGAUAGUGUUCUAUAUGCUGAGAAAAUUAUUUUCAACUGAUAGAGUACAAGAAGCACAUGCGUACUCGGUUGCGAGUUGGUGAUCCUGUUGGGCUUGCAACACGGCAAUUCUCACGAGUCUGUGUGCAGCAAAAACAAAAGUAAUAAAAAAACGCAAUGUUCAAUUAGGUCAAGCCAGCCACGAUGAUUUUUAGAAUUCAGCACUAGAUUCAACACGCAUUUCAAGAAUUAUUUAUGUACUUAUUUACAUGUGGGUGUGUACACAAGUGUGGAAGAUGGAUGUUUAAACAUGCGUUCUGAGACGAAUACAAAAUGAUCAUAUGUCA
Physcomitrium patens is the source of this 5168-nucleotide messenger RNA. Its product is annotated as ABC transporter B family member 11. Gene Ontology annotation, cellular component: mitochondrial inner membrane. Gene Ontology annotation, molecular function: ATP hydrolysis activity; ABC-type oligopeptide transporter activity; ATP binding. The record is from RefSeq and is a predicted model, not a curated record. Gene Ontology annotation, biological process: oligopeptide export from mitochondrion. Lineage: Eukaryota; Viridiplantae; Streptophyta; Bryopsida; Funariales; Funariaceae.